AUGGUAAGUGCAUGUAUGGUUGAGAAGAUGAAGCAAGUGGCACGCGAAAGGGAUAAACAGAUUCGGAAAAACAGCCUGAGUACUGAGGAGGUGGAAGAUGAAAGCGCCAAAGGGAAGGCCAGCCAGCCUUGCUCCAAGAAUGCAACGUGGGGUCCAUUUUCAUGUUUGCUGUGCUCCAACGUGAGACCAAUCAUGUUGCUUGGUCGCGCCAUGUCAUCGGGUAACACACCCACCUGUGACCCUUUCCUCGCAAUAAGAUUUCGUGAACGAAUGGAGGGUGACAAUGCAGUUAAAGUGAGUGAGGAAACUAUCAUUGAAGAAAUUCAUGCUAAAGCACCUGCGAUGGCACCAGAAAAGGAAGAAAAAAAUGCCACCAAUGAUGAAAGACCUCUAAAUGCCAACGAAGCAUCUGAGAAUUUUGCCAAAGCUGAAGGCCUUAGUUCUUCUGGCAUAGCAAGUGAAGGUGCAGCAAGUGUUUCUGAAAGAAAACUCCCAAGCGCCAUAAAGGAACCUGCUCCUAGGAAAGGCACUGGUUCAAAGAACAGCAAAUUGGCCAAGGUUAAACCUAAUGUGAAAGGCUCAGGUACAUUUUCUCGUAGCCAGAGGUCAAUACUUUCUCAGAGUCUUUCAUUUCCAGCAAAAGGAGUGCGUACUGAUAAUAUGAGGAAGAGCAUUGAGGGACACCCACUCAAAACUGCUGUCAAGCAUGCCCGGGAUGAAGGAACAAAGGCGCAGGUCCCUAUUUCCAUUGGGUCAGUCACUUCAAGUCCUCGUUUCAAUAAUGAUAACAGAGUGAAUUCAAAGGAAUCAAAUAUCAAUGGUGGUAAGACUUUAACUAGGCAGACUUCUUCAACAAGGAAGUCUAGCAAUCAGCAGGCUGCGUCUGCGAAACCAAGUUCUUCGAAUGAAGCUGCUAAGUGCCCUCCACCCCAGGUUUCUGAGUCUGCUGCUGAUCAAAAUUCAAAACCUGAGACAACCACAUUGUCAAGCAAAGAAGAAGAUGACACCCAUUCAUCAACUUCAAGUGCCACUCCUAGUGGGUGGAGAAGUAGUGGUUCUGGAUUCUCCUUCAGAUUGGAAGAACGAGCUGAAAAACGGAAGGAGUUCUUUUCAAAGCUUGAAGAGAAGAUCCAUGCUAAGGAAAUGGAACAGACUAACUUGCAGGCAAAAUCAAAGGAGAGCCAGGAAGCAGAGAUCAAGCAACUGAGGAAGUCUUUGACAUUUAAAGCUACACCUAUGCCAAGUUUCUAUAAAGAGCCUCCUCCAAAAGUUGAACUGAAAAAGAUACCGACUACCCGUGCAAAAUCACCAAAGCUUGGAAGGCGCAAGAGCUCUACAGCUUCAAUGAACAACUCUUUGGAAGGUAGUGGAUCUUCUUUUAGCCCACGAGCUUCUCACAGCCCACGUCUGAUCCAAGAAUCAAGCAACCCAACCAAGGGAAUUCAAAGAAAUGGUAAUAAGGAUAAUGGUACUUCAAAAACACUAAUUAGGAAGUCCCAACCUAAGAUUCAGUCUCACCAAAUCAUGGCCAAUGGAGUGGAAGGAAAGACUGUCAAGUCCAAAGCAAAGCCACCAGGAGCAGAGAGUCAAACCCAGAAAGCUAGUGUCGAAAAAGAGGAAGAGACUGAGAAUAAUUCUAUGAACGUUCCUGCAUGUGAGAAUGGAAUUGAGACCAUGCCUGAAAACAUUACUCAGAACGAUGAACUGUUAUUGUCCUCAUCCAAUCCUGAGAUUAUGCUCCCUGAAGUCACAGUUGGAGGUUUGACAUUGGAUGUUUAG
Dovyalis caffra is the source of this 1779-nucleotide messenger RNA. NCBI's taxonomy places the organism in Eukaryota, Viridiplantae, Streptophyta, Magnoliopsida, Malpighiales, Salicaceae. The record is from the annotation of a GenBank genome assembly.